GCGGCAGGCGUGCGCGGGGCGGCGGCGCCCAAGCGGACACGGAGCCGGUCAGCAGCAGCCGCGGCGGCGCUGCAGGGACGAGCGCCCAGGUCGCUCCAACCUUCCUCGCUGGACUCCGAGGCCCAGGACUGGGCAGUUUCGUCUGGCCUAGGAGUCUCAAGGGUCGGUCUGGGGUUCUAGCAGCCACAGCUGCGAGCUCUCCCGGCCCCGCCCCCCACCCCCGCGUGGAAGAUGCCUGAACAGAGCAACGACUACCGAGUGGUGGUGUUCGGGGCGGGCGGCGUGGGCAAGAGCUCGCUGGUGCUGCGCUUCGUCAAAGGCACGUUCCGGGACACCUACAUCCCCACCAUUGAGGACACCUACCGGCAGGUCAUCAGCUGCGACAAGAGUGUGUGCACGCUGCAGAUCACUGACACCACAGGCAGUCACCAGUUUCCGGCCAUGCAGCGGCUGUCCAUCUCCAAGGGCCAUGCCUUCAUCUUGGUCUUCUCGGUCACCAGCAAGCAGUCGCUGGAGGAGUUGGGCCCCAUCUACAAGCUCAUCGUGCAGAUCAAGGGCAGCGUGGAGGACAUCCCCGUCAUGCUGGUGGGCAACAAGUGCGACGAGACCCAGCGGGAGGUAGACACCCGCGAGGCCCAGGCUGUGGCCCAGGAGUGGAAGUGCGCCUUCAUGGAAACUUCAGCCAAGAUGAACUACAACGUCAAGGAGCUAUUCCAGGAGCUACUCACGCUGGAGACACGCCGGAACAUGAGCCUGAACAUCGACGGCAAGCGCUCCAGCAAACAGAAGAGGACAGACCGCAUCAAGGGCAAAUGCAUCCUCAUGUGAGCCCAGAGAGCCCGCCACCGCCGCUGGCACCCCUUUGUCCCAGGCACAGGCCUCUCCCCAAGUCCUGCGCCCUCUUCCUCCUCCCUUUCUCCUCCUCUCCUGGCCUCUCUCCCAUUUCUUCCACUUCUCUCCCUUCAUCCACCAUCUCCGGCGGGGAAACUGAGGCCUUGCCGAACCUGUGGCAGAUCUGGGCUUGUGGCAGCCCAGCUCUGUUGCAUCACUCUGCGGUUCCCUCCCUCUUUGCCCCGACCCCCCAUCCUGUCUGUAUCCCCAGAAGGCGAGUGCUGGAGGUGGCCCCCAUGAUCUGCACGUGGGAAAACAGGCGGCGGGGGGGAAGCUGUUUGUCCCCAUCUGGACUGAGGACGCCGGUUUUUUUCCCCAUCUCCAUGUCUGCCACUUCUGCCCCUUCCCCUUGGGUCCCCCCAUUAGAUCACUGUGACCUUGCUGGGGAGGAGGGAGUUGAAAUGCACAUGGACCUCAGAUUUUGUUUUCUCCUAUUUGGUGUUUAAUAUACACUCCCCUCCCCCUUCCAUCCCUCAUGACCUCUGACCUGGGCCCCCCCAACCCAGGUCCCAGACUACUCCUCUCGCUCCCAUCCCCACAGCUUGGUGGGGGGCUUUGCGGGCUGGGUCUCAGGCUGCCAGGCAAUAACCAAACAGGGCCCUCAGCAGUGCCCCACCAGCCCGGAAUCCCACUCCACACCUGGCCUGGGCCUGGGGUGCAGGCAGAGGAGGCCCAGAACCGGCCAAUGGCCACAGCACAACUCCAGGAGACUGUCUGGGAUGAAUGUGGAGGGCCAUCCUGGACACAGCCCAUGGACAGAGAGUGACACAGCUUGUCACCACUGAGCCUUGGGCAGGGAGUUGGGGAGGGGGAGCUGGACCCUGUCAGAGGCAGGCAUCCGGACCCAGCGCUAGCAGGGUCCGUGGGGCUGGAGACGGAGCUCUGCCCAACCUGUUGCCUCCAUCUACUAGGCCAUGGGGGCUGCCCAGGAAGGUGUGUGUCCCGGAGUCCGGGUGUGCCUGCCACCCUGAGAUUAUGUUUUUGUAAGUGUCUAGAUGACACCACACUCAUGGGACCUGGUGAGGCUGUGUCGG
Molecule: messenger RNA, 1925 nt
Organism: Dama dama (fallow deer)
Lineage: Eukaryota; Metazoa; Chordata; Mammalia; Artiodactyla; Cervidae
Gene: DIRAS1
Product: DIRAS family GTPase 1
Exons: 3
Coding region: 232-828 (198 amino acids)
Biological process (GO): signal transduction
Cellular component (GO): plasma membrane
Molecular function (GO): GTPase activity; GTP binding; GDP binding
Source: RefSeq, a predicted model, not a curated record